AGGCUUACAAUAAUACAAUCAAAUUCAAGCUGAAAGGGGCAUAGGGUUUCAUUCUGGUUAGGGAUCAGAAUUUGGGUUUUCAUUGAUCAAAUUGGGAAAACUCGUAAUCAAAUCAGGAAGCAGAGCUAUUAAGCAUUAACGACUGCAAUGGUCUGCGAGAAGUGUGAGAAGAAAUUAGCGAAGGUGAUAGUUCCAGACAAGUGGAAGGAAGGGGCCAGCAAUACUACUGAGGGUGGUGGACGCAAGAUCAACGAGAACAAGCUCCUCUCUAAGAAGAACAGAUGGACCCCAUAUGGAAACACCAAAUGCAUCAUCUGCAAGCAGCAAGUGCACCAGGAUGCCAAGUACUGCCACACCUGUGCUUACUCUAAAGGAGUUUGUGCGAUGUGUGGGAAGCAAGUUCUUGACACCAAGUUUUACAAACAAAGCAAUGUGUAGUGUGUGUGCUGCGUGUAUGCUGCAUCUUUUAGGUGCCAAAGAAAUUGUCUGUCUGAUACUCUAGUUGGUCGUACUGCUAACACUGUAACCGAAGAUGUAAAGAUCCAACACAAUGAUAGAUGAUUCAAUUAUCUUCCUUUUGUAAUUUACUUGUUCUGUUUCCUGAUCAAAGACAUCCCUGCCAUUUAAUUCCUGUUUAUCGAGUUUUUAACUUUU
This is a messenger RNA of Arachis duranensis, 654 nucleotides long. RefSeq lists its product as uncharacterized. The record is from RefSeq and is a predicted model, not a curated record. Gene Ontology annotation, biological process: cytoplasmic microtubule organization. Lineage: Eukaryota; Viridiplantae; Streptophyta; Magnoliopsida; Fabales; Fabaceae. The transcript is spliced from 4 exons. Bases 148 to 438 code for a protein of 96 amino acids. Gene Ontology annotation, molecular function: microtubule binding.